Leptosomus discolor (cuckoo roller) is the source of this 710-nucleotide messenger RNA. The record is from RefSeq and is a predicted model, not a curated record. Lineage: Eukaryota; Metazoa; Chordata; Aves; Leptosomiformes; Leptosomidae.
GAGGAUAGUCGAUGACUGCGGCGGCGCUUUCACCAUGGGAGCGAUCGGAGGUGGCAUUUUCCAGGCUAUCAAAGGGUUCAGAAAUUCCCCGGUGGGUGUGAACCACCGGCUGCGGGGCAGUUUGACAGCUAUUAAAACCAGAGCUCCACAACUGGGAGGGAGCUUUGCUGUCUGGGGAGGUCUCUUCUCCAUGAUUGACUGCAGUAUGGUCAGGAUGAGGGGGAAAGAAGAUCCGUGGAAUUCAAUCACGAGCGGGGCCCUGACUGGAGCCAUAUUGGCUGCGAGAAACGGACCCGUGGCCAUGGUGGGAUCCGCUGCCAUGGGGGGAAUUCUCCUCGCUUUGAUCGAAGGAGCUGGAAUUCUGCUGACGAGAUUUGCCUCCACGCAGUUCCCAAACGGCCCUCAGUUUUCAGACGACCCCUCCCAGUUGCAGCCCUCUCCGUUCGGCGACUACAGACAAUACCAGUGAUCAUCCUCCUCCUCCUCCCAGUUCACGUUGUACCUGAGCUGUCACUGAAAAGGCUGGAGGACCAAGCUGUGGUAUGUCUUUACACCGGGGGUAGUCACAAACCAUGCCGAGAGGACCUUCAGCACUUCUCAGUGUAAAACUGCCCGGGAGAACUUUUAGAAGAUGACAAAUCUAUUUAUUCAUGAUAGAUUCCAUUGCUGUAACGUUAAUCCAUGUCUGAUAGAAUACACGGAGGUUUAAG